AUGGGCGGGGUUCCAUCGAAACCAGACUACUCAAGGCGGUUGGAGGUGAUUGGUGCUGGAUAUUCCAGAACUGGUACAGUUUCCUUGCAGAUGGCUCUUGAGAAGCUGUUGAAUGGCCCGGUCAUGCACGGCGGCACGCAUCUGCUGUACAGAGAAGAAGCUUUCGCCAAGAACUGGGUCGAAAUUUGCCAAGGUCGAUUGGACGGCGACAAGGAGCGCACGUUGAAGCUUCUGAGGGAAAAUAUGAAAGGUUUCGUUGGGUGCACAGACGUUCCACCUGUCGUGGUAAUCCCUGAAUUACUAGAAUUAUAUCCUGAGGCCAAGGUCAUACUGGUGACGCGAGAUCCUGUCAAAUGGUGGAAGAGCUUCGGAAACAUCCUUGCGCAUGCAGACAAGUGGUUCCUCUUCUACCUGACUGCCAUCUCACCGACAUUGAGGUGGUGGCCACCGUAUGUGAGGGUAUGGAAGCGGAAUGCGGAUAGACUCCUCGGCACUGAACAAACAGCACCCGGAACUUACGGUCCACAGCUCAUUGAGGCCCAUAACAAGAUGGUAAUUGACCUUGUUCCAAAAGAGAAGUUGCUCAUCAUGCGGCUCGAGGAUGGCUGGGAGCCCAUUUGCAAAUUCCUGAACAAACCCAUCCCCGAUGAGCCCUUCCCAAGGGUCAACGACGCCGCAAACGCGGAUAAAGUUGCCGCAAUGGUGUCCUUGAAGCUGCUGGGAAUGUGGCUUGGUCUAUUAUCUGCGACUGGAGGAGCAAUUUGUAUGGGAUUUCAGGUUUGCAAGAAGUGGUUAUGA
Neoarthrinium moseri is the source of this 798-nucleotide messenger RNA. RefSeq lists its product as uncharacterized. The transcript is spliced from 3 exons. NCBI's taxonomy places the organism in Eukaryota, Fungi, Ascomycota, Sordariomycetes, Amphisphaeriales, Apiosporaceae. The coding region runs from base 1 to 798 and encodes 265 amino acids. The record is from RefSeq and is a predicted model, not a curated record.